This is a messenger RNA of Phaethon lepturus (White-tailed tropicbird), 199 nucleotides long. RefSeq names its product transmembrane protein 212 (gene TMEM212). Lineage: Eukaryota; Metazoa; Chordata; Aves; Phaethontiformes; Phaethontidae. The annotation marks the transcript as partial. The transcript has 3 exons. The record is from RefSeq and is a predicted model, not a curated record.
AUGGGCAGAAAUUUUGCUUCCCCCCUCAUUUUUUCUUAUAAGCCCUGGUUCUUCAGAUGGAGUGUUUGCCUCGCCGGUCCCAUUUGGAAUGAAGCUUUGUGGGAGGAUAGUUUCGCCUUCGGCAUACUGAGCAUCAUGGGCGCCUCGGUGCAAUUUGCUGCUGCCAUUGCAUCUCCUCUCCUUGGCCCAUUCUGGGAUC